This is a messenger RNA of Fusarium verticillioides 7600, 1116 nucleotides long. RefSeq lists its product as hypothetical. NCBI's taxonomy places the organism in Eukaryota, Fungi, Ascomycota, Sordariomycetes, Hypocreales, Nectriaceae. The coding region runs from base 1 to 1116 and encodes 371 amino acids. The record is from RefSeq and is a predicted model, not a curated record. Gene Ontology annotation, molecular function: iron ion binding; heme binding; monooxygenase activity. The transcript is spliced from 5 exons.
AUGCACGAGAAGUACGGCAACGUUGUGCGCAUUGGACCAAAUCAGGUGUCUGUAGCUUCACCUGAAGCUUUCCACCACGUGUUCGUCACAAGGUGCAGCAGCUUUCUGAAAACGGACUUCUAUGCGACUAUCCAGCCGGGCAUUGGGCCAAAUUAUGCCGGUCUAUUCAACUACAUCAAUCAUAAACAAGCGAUGGCGGAACGUCGCGAUCUGCAGCCCCUGUUUUCACCGGGUAGCCUAAAGCACUAUGAAGCAAGGUUUGACGAGCAACUUGAUAUCUUGAUGGAGGUCGCUAAGCAAAGAGAGAAGGUCGAUCUAUUUGGACUCUUCAAGUUUUUCAUGUUGGACGUCAUCGGAGAUCUAGCCCUUAACAAGAGCUUUGGCCAAGUAACAUCUGGCAAAGAGCACCAAUACGUGAUUGACUUCAACAAUGCCUUUAUGGUUAUAGGACUUCAAAACACGUUUGCGCCAAUUAUACCCUUGAUACCAUAUCUGCCUUUUAAGAAACUGAAAAACGCGUAUUAUGGACUUCAGCGAGUCUUUUCUUAUUCCCAGGAGCGAGUAGAAGAUUAUCUCAAGCAGGAUAUGUCAAAGAAGCAGGGAUCGUUGAUGUCAGGGUAUUUGGACCCGGCGACUGGGGAGCCGAAAGACGGCUACUCAGCUUGGUCUAUUGCACUUGCUGGCCACGGUUUCAUAGUUGCUGGGUCCGAAGCAACUUCUAUCACUCUGACAUAUAUCAUCUGGAUGUUGAUCAAACGUCCAGAUGUCGAUCAGCGUCUACGACAAGAGCUGAGCAGGCUCAGCAAGAAUUACUCGAAUACUGAUUUAGCCAACCUCCCUUAUCUAGAUGCUGUGAUCCGCGAGACUCUUCGUAUCUAUCCUCCUGCACCUGCACCAAUGCCACGAGUGGUGCCGAAGUCGGGUUUUGAAUUCGAAGGCGUCUCUUAUCCUCCAGGCACCGUCAUCUCAGCUCAGCCGUAUACCAUACACCGUCAUGAGGGAGUGUUCGAAGAUCCGGAUGAAUUCAGGCCCGAGCGCUGGCUCGACGUGCCUUCUGAAAAGAAGGACAGGAUGUACAGAGCUUUUAUCCCAUUCUCGGCUGGUCAAAGAGGGUAA